Messenger RNA from Hypoxylon trugodes, 1835 nucleotides. Its product is annotated as glycoside hydrolase family 76 protein. Gene Ontology annotation, biological process: carbohydrate catabolic process; fungal-type cell wall biogenesis. The coding region runs from base 226 to 1608 and encodes 460 amino acids. The transcript has 3 exons. NCBI's taxonomy places the organism in Eukaryota, Fungi, Ascomycota, Sordariomycetes, Xylariales, Hypoxylaceae. Gene Ontology annotation, molecular function: mannan endo-1,6-alpha-mannosidase activity. The record is from RefSeq and is a predicted model, not a curated record.
GGAGGAUAGAAGUUCGAUUUGCCAAGAAUAAUAGUUACGAUCCCGACUAUUGAUCCUCGGAUACAGUCGAUAUACUUCGAUUUUCUAUCGGCUUGUAACUCAUCUCGGGACAUGUGGUUGUCUUGAGCAAAGCGAAUUUCCUUCUCAGUCCGAAGGCUAGUCCUUUCGCGGGCAAAGUCCCAUUGCAUUCCUUUUUCUUCCAUUCGAUAACAUUCCUUCUAUAUAAUGCAAUUUUCGCUUCGCGCGGCAGGCCUCGUGAGCCUGCUGGCAGGUGCAACGGGUGCCAUACAAGUCGACUUCAAUGAUGACAACUCCAUCAAGGACGCAGCGAGUACUGUCGCCUUCGGCUUACUGAAAUACUACACAGGAAAUAACACAGGUGAUACACCGGGUAACUUACCUGAUCCAUAUUUCUGGUGGGAAGCGGGAGCUAUGUUUGGCACCUUGGUUGACUAUUGGUUUUACACCGGUGAUUCGACAUAUAACGACGUGACUACGCAAGCAAUGCAACACCAAGCAGGCGAAGAUAGUGAUUACAUGCCACAGAAUCAAACGAGAUCAUUAGGAAACGACGAUCAAGGAUUUUGGGCUAUGGCAGCAAUGACUGCUACAGAGAAUAACUUCCCGAAUCCACCGAAGGAUCAGCCGCAAUGGUUGGCAUUAGUACAAGCCGUCUUCAACGAAUAUGUGACUCGAUGGGAUACCGAAAAGUGUGGUGGAGGUUUACGAUGGCAGGUGUUCACAUUCAACAAUGGUUUCAACUAUAAGAACUCGAUCUCCAACGGUUGCUUUUUUAAUAUUGCUUCCCGAUUAGCAAGAUAUACAGGGAAUCAAACGUACGCCGACUGGGCCGAGAAAGUCUGGGAUUGGAUGGAGCAAGUGAAAUUUAUUGAUGCCGACUUCAACAUUUAUGAUGGAGCUGGUGUAGACGAUGGUUGCUCAGAAUUGAACAAGGCGCAGUGGACUUAUAACGCUGGCAUUUUCCUUCAAGGUAGUGCCAUGAUGUACAACUUUACAGAUGGUAACGAUACCUGGAAGCAGCGCGUGGAUGGUCUGGUGAAGAGGACGACCGACUUUUUCUUCGACGAUGGAAUUGUGGUGGAACGACCGUGCGAAUCCUUCAACCAGUGUGAUCAGGAUCAACAGAGCUUCAAGGGUUAUUUGAUGAGGUGGAUGGCAUCUGCAUCACAAAUGGCACCGUUCACCUUUGAUACGCUCAUGCCGCUGGUUCAGUCAAAUGCCGCAGCAGCUGCGCAACAAUGCUCUGGAUCACCACCUGCUACCCAGUAUAAGGGCCAACCUGGUACGGCUUGUGGUUUCAAAUGGACAGAAAAGGCCAAUUUCGAUGGAUUGGUUGGUGUCGGCGAGCAAAUGAGUGCAUUGUCUGCCAUACAAUAUACGAUGAUCAAGAAGCAGGCAGUGAAGGCACCUGUAACCGCGGAUUCAGGCGGUACAUCAGUUGGCAAUCCUAACGCUGGCCGACCUAUGGAAGACUACAUGCCGGUUAUGGCUCCGAUCACAAUAGGGGAGAAGGUGGCGGCCGGAUUCUUGACAACAGCCUUUGCGUUCAGCGUUGUAGGCGCAUCUUUCUUUGUAAUGAAAGAAUAGAAGAUUCGUAUGAGGAAUAUGAGGUUAUUUUCGCAGGACUCCUGCUAGAGCACCAGGAAAUAAAAUCUGGUAUUAUGAUAUAUGGGACGUGCCUGGUAAAUAGCAUCACCGGCGGCGUUCCGGGAUAGCUUUUGGAUAUACCUGCUUUGAAAGCACUUCUAUAAUACACCACCGAUUUACAAUUGUCUUUCGCAACUUGUAGUUGUGCUUUGAUACUUGCUACAGGG